Messenger RNA from Entamoeba invadens IP1, 927 nucleotides. RefSeq lists its product as hypothetical. NCBI's taxonomy places the organism in Eukaryota, Evosea, Mastigamoebida, Endamoebidae. Gene Ontology annotation, biological process: nucleosome assembly. Gene Ontology annotation, cellular component: nucleus. The record is from RefSeq and is a predicted model, not a curated record. The coding region runs from base 1 to 927 and encodes 308 amino acids. The transcript has a single exon.
AUGGCGCAGUCAGUGAGUUGUAUUGAUUUAUUAAAAGCGAUAGAAGCGGAAGACUCAUCAGAUGAGUCCGGUUCCAUCACCCCUGUAGAAAUUGAAACCGUAAAUACUGCGAAAUACAAGACAUACAUGACACUCGUAUCCUCACAAGUCCACCGUUCUGUAUAUGCUCUUCACGACAUAUCGAAGAUGUUAACCCAACCGAUCGAAGAUUAUUAUAGAACGACUCACACGUUAGAGAUGUCUUUAGACAAAGAGCUUAAAAAAGCUUUUGAAGAGAUGCAGCCGUGGAUUGAUGGUAAAAAGUCACUCUCAAUGGUCGAGCAAAUGAAGUUUGUUUCCGACCGCUGGAAUGUUCCUUUAUCCACAGCGAAGUACACUGGCAUUCCCGUCUUUUGGGGUCGUAUAGUGAAAGCUUUACCCUUCUUCCAGCCGACUGCUGAAGAGAUGAAAGUCCUUCCAUUUUUGCAUACAAUUUUAGUCCAAAAAAGUCCGUUAGAAAAGACUGAAAAAGGUUAUGCUUUAAAUUGUCAACUUACUUUCCAAUUCGACAAAAAUGAUAUCAUCGACGAAGGCGCCGUUAUUAAAUUAAACUAUAUUUAUAGUAAAUCUCUCCCAAUAGGUCAAAUCGUCGAGUACUCCGUCGCUCUCAUUAAAAACACUGCCUGGCACACUAAAAUAGCUCCAACACAAACCGGAAAGUAUUUCAACUUCUUUAGCGCCUUCGAAACAACUGAAAAGGAAAAGCAGUUCGUCUUCUUUUACACACUUGCUAACUACGCUCUCCCAAAUGCAAUGCGCUGGUUCGACGACUCCGUCCUCCAAAAAAAGUCGAUGAACAACCUCUACUGGGAAAAGUCAAAGGAAUACGACUACAAGUCAAACAACGUCGUCGAGGACGCUGCCUCACUUCAGUGCAUACAACAAUGA